Cydia pomonella (codling moth) is the source of this 2365-nucleotide messenger RNA. RefSeq names its product heparan-alpha-glucosaminide N-acetyltransferase-like. The coding region runs from base 241 to 1947 and encodes 568 amino acids. Lineage: Eukaryota; Metazoa; Arthropoda; Insecta; Lepidoptera; Tortricidae. The transcript is spliced from 10 exons. The record is from RefSeq and is a predicted model, not a curated record.
AUCUUUCCUUAUCAGGUCAGGUUCAUUCAAUAAAAACUGCUCUAAAUACGUUCAGUAUCAAGCCAAACAUCAUAGUGGACAGUCCAUACAUAUCCACUAAAAUAAAAUACAAAUAAAAAACGACUCUAAGCCCCAUAACUCAAAGUGCAAAAUCGAUUGAGCGCCGCUACAAGACCUUGAACUUAGCUUGACACCGCGCGUUUUGUUCUGCUAGUUUUUUUUUUCAUACGAAUAAAAACAAUGGCGUCAUGGUUCGGCCAACCAAGUGUAGAAGUGUACAAUGAUAUUCAUGUUAAUUUUUUACCAUUAAAUUAUGCUUAUGUGUUUUUAAAUACGACUUUGGAUCACAUUGGAGUUUACAGCGUCAGUGAGGAUUGUUACAAAUGCCCAUACAAACGUCAGAAGAGUGAAUACAAUGCAUUUGGAUCGGAUAAAACAGCUGUUUAUAAAGUAUGUACAGGAGAACAGACCAAAUGGAGGAUUCUUAACAAUAACUACAACGAUUUCAUCCAGCCAGACUAUGUUAGAGGCCUGAUGUGUAACAUGAAACCUAGUCUGGCAGAGUAUGGUGUCUACAGAUUGGACGUCGGGAAAUGUGUGAUGGAGACAGAAGUUCCUCCAAUCAACAUUUACAUGCCUCUCCUGCUUUUCACCCUAAUCAUACUAAGCGCCAUCACAGGCUUCGGCCUCGUAAAAUUAUUUCUAAAGCGAAACAAAAAGCGACAUAACGAAGGAUUAAACUUAACUGCAGAACGAGAUAACUCAGAUAUAAUGCCCAGCUUUCACUUCUUAAGGGGAUUGUUACUAAUUCUAAUAAUAUUCGUAACAACCGGUGGAGGAGGAUACCCGAUAUUCAGCAAGAACUAUGGUGGACUAACGGUGGCAAAUUGUCUUUUAUUCGCAUACACAUUCUCUAUUGGAUUAAAAGUACCAGUAAUGGUGGAAGAGGAUUGUAGGAGGGGGGUGUCGAAACGUUCAAUGCUUGGUAUCGUUGUCUUGAGAUCGUUCGUGCUACUUUUCGUCGGGGUCGCUAUAAGCGCGGCUGCAUCCCGCUCACGUUUUCUGGCCGCUCCACUAUGGGCGCCUUUAUCCUGCAUAGCUAUAUCCUAUCUGAUGGUUGCUACAGUUUACCUGAUAAGUGUGAACAAGCAGGGCAAAUCUAAGAAUAUCAUCGGAACUGCCGGGACACUCUUCUGGAGCUGGUUUUUAGGAGCAUUCCUUUUAAUCAUCGUGAUAGUUUCAAUUCAUAUCUUCUACAACACUGAGUGUAAACAAUAUGCAGAAUUCGACCCACGAAGAAACUCCUGGAUGGCUCAGGGCAAUAAUUGCCAAGAAGACAACGUAUUUAGCGAAGUGUUCAACAAGAAUAUGCUCUGUGUGAACAAGGAUGAACCGUUUUAUGUUGACUAUUACUACGGCUUUACUAAAGGGCUUCUUGGAAUAAUUUCACACAUACUGACAGCACUAGUUGGCCUAAAAGCUGGUGUCAUCUACCUACAACAUGACGAUCACAGCACCAAAAUGAAGCAGUGGUGUUUCUGGGCAUCUAGUUUUGGAGUAACUGGUAUAAUACUUGCUGCAGUCGCCAGUCCACUUAACUAUAAUCUCUGGCCGUUAUCUUCAAUCCUCCUCAUCGCCUCUGCAACUCUCUUCGUCUACAUCUCCAUCUACCACCUCACCGAAGUCCGUCAGUUUAGAAUCAACAUCAUUACAACCUGUGGCAUUUCCUCCAUCGCUACUCUCGCCGGCCAUCUUAUGUUCUCUAACACUUUCCCGUUCUAUUGGGGUCGGUAUUUAGCCACACAUUUCUUGUAUUUGUGGCAGAGUGCGUGGAUCGUGUGUGUGUGGAUUGCGAUCAGCGUGUGCUGGGUGAGAUUGAGGGGUUAUUUGAUUACAAGUAUAGUCAGCAAUGAGGGAGCGAGGAGUCGUGUGGUUCUCGCUUGGUAAACGUAUAGGUGUAUGUUUAGUUAAUUGUUUUAUUAAUAUUACUGCGUAUUUUCCUAAAGUCUUAGAUGUUUUAACAUGAUAAAAACAAUUUUAUACUAUUUUGUUAUUGAUUAAAUAAUUACAAUCACAGUGAAAAAUAAUUGCUGCGUGACUUGAACUGAUUUCGUUAAGAUCGGUUAAGAUUUACAAAUUGAGUUAUCGAGUCAAGUCGACAAAUUUGGAAUGUCUUUGAUCUUUAUAUUUGAUGAGGCGUCUUUGUAACAAACGAGUUUGAUAUUUGAAUUUAUUAAAAUACCAUGUUUACAGCGACUAAUUAUCUAAGUACAAAGACUUUAGUCAGGUAAAAAGGUCUUUAGUUAAUCUGGAAUAAAAAGGAAAGACGGGAAGUGUAAUCUAAAAUAAAAUAUUUUAAUGUUUA